Molecule: messenger RNA, 5621 nt
Organism: Homalodisca vitripennis (glassy-winged sharpshooter)
Lineage: Eukaryota; Metazoa; Arthropoda; Insecta; Hemiptera; Cicadellidae
Product: furin-like protease 2
Biological process (GO): protein processing
Cellular component (GO): trans-Golgi network; Golgi membrane
Molecular function (GO): serine-type endopeptidase activity
Source: RefSeq, a predicted model, not a curated record
UCCAGCAACAGCCAACAAUCAGUUACCGUGGAACAGUUGUUUCUGAAAGGUCGUGUCUAGUCGUGUCAAAAUUGUUUGUUAAAUUUUUGCGUGUGUUUUCAUAUGGUCUGUAACAUUCCAAUAUGUUGUUGAGGACAAAAAGAUAACGAUAGUAUUGCUUAUAAUUACAUAUAAUAUAUAGGAAUUGAGUGUCAAUAAGAUUCUUCGGGUGUUCAGCUUUGUACCAAUCAUCCCUUCAUGAAGAGUAUAGGGUUUCCAAGGCUUGCACCGUUGUCAGAAAAAGUGGUUUAGCAUAAUUUUAAUUGUGCACAUUCUGAUUACCGACAUGAAGUGCGGAGUAUGUGUCAGUUUGUGCGCGGUAGUUUUAAAUUGUCUAGUGUCGGUAUUCGGUCUACAGCAGCAGUAUGGCCGCUCACAGCCUGUAUAUCUGAACCAGUUCGCUGUCCAUGUACCGAGCGGAGAUGUCGACGCAGAUGCCAUUGCUGCCAAACACGGAUUCGUCAAUUUAGGCCAGAUCGGAUCGCUGAAGGGAUUCUACCUGUUGGAGCAUGCUAAAGUCCGGAAGAGAUCGGUCAGCCACAGUGAGGAACACCAUGGCAAACUGUCCGCAGAAUCUAAGGUCGCAUGGUUUCAACAACAGCACGAAAAGAAGCGACACAAAAGGGAUUUCUCCGACCCUAACUUCCCGAGUUUCGGCGACUUUCAGAACCUCUUCACCCACGGUAACCUGCAGGGACUGACGAACCAACACCACAACCGGUACAGGGGUAUCGGCCCGCUCAACAUCUUCCCCGACCCGCUGUUCAAGGAACAGUGGUACUUGAACGGUGGUGCCAAGGAUGGGUAUGACAUGAACAUCAGUCCCGCCUGGCAGAAGGGCUACACGGGAAAAGGUGUCGUCGUAUCUAUUUUGGAUGACGGUAUCCAGACCAACCAUCCUGAUUUGGCUCUCAACUAUGAUAGCGAGGCCAGCACAGACAUUAACGACAACGAUAACGACCCGAUGCCUCGAGACAACGGAGACAACAAGCACGGCACCCGGUGCGCGGGCGAAGUGGCCGCAGUGGCCUUCAAUAACUACUGCGGCAUCGGCGUCGCCUACAACGCCAGCAUAGGAGGUGUGCGGAUGCUCGACGGAACCGUGAACGAUGCCGUGGAGGCGAGAGCUCUCGGACUAAAUCCGGACCAUAUCGACAUCUACAGUGCCUCCUGGGGACCGGAGGACGACGGCAAGACAGUGGAUGGUCCUGGACCUCUGGCCCGUCGAGCGUUUAUCAAUGGCGUCACCAGUGGCCGUCGAGGCAAAGGUUCGAUAUUUGUGUGGGCUUCAGGGAACGGUGGAAGACAUACAGACUCCUGCAACUGUGAUGGAUACACAAAUAGUAUAUUUACUCUCUCGAUUUCGAGUGCUACACAAGGCGGGUUCAAGCCGUGGUAUCUGGAAGAGUGCUCCUCGACACUGGCCACCACUUAUAGUUCUGGGACUCCGGGGCACGACAAGAGUAUCGCGUCUGUGGACAUGGAUGGAAAACUGCGACCAGAUCACAUUUGUACGGUGGAACACACAGGUACGUCAGCGUCUGCCCCCCUGGCAGCUGGGAUGUGUGCCCUAGCUCUGGAGGCUAACCCUAGCCUGACGUGGCGAGACAUGCAGUACCUGGUAGUGCUUACGUCCAAGCCUGGUCCUCUUGAAAAAGAGAGUGGUUGGAUUGUCAACGGUGUCAAGAGGAAAGUAAGUCACAAGUUCGGCUACGGAUUGAUGGACGGCGGGAGUCUCGUAACCUUGGCUGAACAAUGGACUACUGUACCAUCUCAGCACAUCUGCAAGUCGCAGGAGAUAAACGAAGAAAGGCAGAUCGAGUCUUCUUACGGUAGCGCUCUGACGGUCUCGAUGGAUGUGAACGCCUGCAUCGGAACUCUGAACGAGGUCAGGUUCUUGGAGCACGUUCAGUGCAAGGUCACCCUGAGGUUCUUCCCCCGAGGAAACCUGAGGCUGCUCCUCACCUCUCCCAUGGGCACGACCUCCACGCUACUGUUCGAAAGACCGCGGGACGUGGUCAGUUCCAACUUCGACGAUUGGCCGUUCCUUAGUGUCCACUUUUGGGGAGAGAAGGUCGAGGGUCGCUGGACCCUCCAGAUCAUCAACGCCGGAAAUCGUCACGUCAAUCAACCAGGUAUUCUCAGAAAAUGGCAGUUGAUCUUCUAUGGAACAGCAGUGAACCCCAUACGCCUGCGUUCUAGCCAAGGAUCACCUCUGGCCCAAGGCAGUGAGGCAUACGCUUUUCCUUCGUCUUCCCCUGGUGUAUUUGGUGGAUCAGGCGACAUUUUCAGUCAGCAGACUUUUGCAAAUCUGCCCAACAUUUUUAGCGUCGCUGGAAGUGAACCCGAGGGCUCAGUAGCCACGCUGAAGGGAAACAAACCGCCGGAGAUGCUGGAGUCGACAGGGAUGGAAGGUCGCAUGGUGCUUCACACGUGUGACCCAGAGUGUGACUCGCACGGCUGUUACGGCAAAGGUCCCACCCAGUGUGUCGCCUGCAAACACUUCAGGCUGGACAACACCUGUGUGAGUCGGUGUCCACCCCGCAGUUUUCCCAACCAAGGUGCCGUUUGCUGGCCGUGCCACGAGAGUUGUGAGACUUGCGCCGGUGCUGGACAGGAUUCUUGUCUUACAUGUGCCCCGGCCCACCUCCGCGUCACCGACCUCGCCGUCUGUCUCCGCCAGUGUCCCGAGGGCUACAUUGAGAACAGUGACGAAGGUACUUGCAUCCCUUGUGAGGCGAACUGCGCCAGCUGCCAGGAUCGCCCUGACCAUUGUACAGCCUGUGACCACCACCUCGUCAUGUUCGAGAACAAGUGCUAUGCAGCCUGUCCCAUGUACACAUUUGAGACUGAUGACUACCGUUGCAUGCCAUGCCAUUCGUCCUGCGAGACCUGCAGUGGGCCCGGCGAAUCCGAGUGUAUCACCUGUCGCUCCGGCCGCAUGUCGCUGGGCAACUCCUGCUACUCCGUCUGCCCUGACGGCUACUACACGGACAAGAAGAGGAAGGAGUGCAUGCACUGCCCCACAGGGUGCGCUACCUGCAACUCGGCCACCUGUCUCACAUGUGAAGUCGGUUUCACACUCAACAAGAAGGGCAAGUGUGUUCGCGAGGGUAGCUCCCAGUGUUCACCGGAUCAAUUCUUCUCCGGCUCUCGGUGCGAGGCCUGUCACCCGUCCUGUGACAGUUGCCACGGCGCCGCCGCCAACCACUGUCUCAGCUGUUCCGGCCAGUUGUUGCUGGAGGAGGCUACCUGUGUGGGUACAUGCUCCCAGGGACACUACCCCGAGCAGUCCCAGUGUGUGCGGUGUCUUCAUCAGUGCAGCCAGUGUGUCAGCCGCAUCAACUGUACAGCGUGCCGGGCAGGGCUCCAGCUCCAGAGCGGCGAGUGCAGAGCCACUUGUGCGCAAGGGUACUACAGCGAUGUGGGAGUGUGUGCCAAGUGCUACCUGAGCUGCAAGACGUGCUCGGGCCCCCGAAGAGACCAGUGCGUUUCGUGUCCCUUAGGCUGGCAGUUGGCCGGUGGCGAGUGUCACCCCGAGUGUCCAGAAGGGUUCUUCAUGAGCAGUUUCGGCUGCCAGAAGUGCCACCAUUAUUGUCGCACCUGUAAAGGUGAAGGACCCUUGGAGUGCACGUCCUGCCCGCCCCACUACAUGUUGGACGGUGGUCUGUGUAUGGAGUGUCUCAGCUCCCAGUACUACGAUCCACCCACCCAGCUUUGUAAACCCUGCAACGCCGCCUGCCGCUCCUGCAGUGGUCCCGGACCGUUCAGCUGUACUGCUUGCACUUAUCCCCUGCAUCUGGACACGCUCAACAACCAGUGUGUCCCAUGCUGCACGCAAACAAACACACACGACUGCUGCUCCUGUGAUAAAGACACGGGUGAGUGUCACAACUCGUCCCCAGCUGGAAAGCGGAGGAUCACUUCAGAGCAAGCGGAGCGGGCGAAUGCUGACGAGAUCGAAGCCCAGAGAUUACAGGCGGCUCAGCGUUUCUCCGCGUUCGUGCCGAUCACCGCGGUGGCAGUCAGUGUUUGUGUGGCCGGCGUCAUUGUUUUCACACUGGUUUUCGUCAUUCUUCAGCUGAGAUCUCAACAAAGUCAACGGCGAGGCUAUAGCAAGGUCCCUGUCCACCGGUACACCUCCUCGCCCCCAGAACUGCCGUCGGAGUCCCUAAGUGACGACGAAGUGCUAUUCACAAAGACGUAACAAACACUCCAUGACCGGUCCGUUGCUUAUUCUUUUCUCUGAACGAACGCUGUCAAAAAUCGGCGGUUUACUUCAUGACAGAAAUAUUUUAAUUCUAUUAGAGUGUUAAUAAAGGACAUAUUCUAUAUUUUCCUAUAGCUUUCUAUGUUUUACAUAUAAAGCAGUGUUCUAGAUUAUGAUACUCUUUUUGUGAUGAGACAAGAUCUUUACCAUGACAGUUUAUAAUACUUACUUAUGUUUCGAGCACGGUGCAAACUAGAAUUAGGAUGACUUUUUUUAUUCUGCAUUUUGAGAAGUGAGCUGUGUGUUAAAGUGGUCCUUUCUUGAAUUGAAUAUAACGCUAACAAUAUUAAAUUUACGAUUACAUUUAUAAUUUUUAGUGUGUGUGACAAAUUGUUUAACCAGUAUACGGUUAAGAAAUAUUAAAUAUUUCAUAGUUACAAAUGUGUUGUGGUUUCAUCCGAACUUGGUGUUUUAUUACAAAUAUUGUACUGAAUUUUUAAAAGAUUCAAAUAAAUAAAUUGUCUGUACGUUUGUUUUUAUACAAUGGUCACUGCAAUAGAUGUAAAUAAGAAACGGGCACUGAAUGUACAUACAUAUUUAGACUUUUUGAAUAUUUGUAUUGAGUGUAGGUGAUUAACUGGUAAAAUACCCGAGCUUUGUGGCAAUUACAUUUCACCAUUGAAUUUAAAACUUUUUACUCUUGAAAUGUUUUAUACAUAAUUAUUAGUGAUCGUCAACGAACGAGCUAUUAUUACGUGUUUGUAAAACGUCGUUGUUUUGCUGUCUAUACUAAAUACUGUACUGGCUGGCUCUCUAUGGAAAAGAAUAAGCAACUGUGUAUUGUCUCAUCAUCUUAUAUUGUGAUCUGUGUAUUACCUGUAUCUCACGUUCAGUUAGGGAUUGUCUCCCAAACAAGUGCCUGUAAGAGAGGUCCUGACAAGGAUGUCCUCGGGGAGCUCCUUUCUUGCAUAAAGAACAAGAAUUUUAUUUAGAUUAGUUAGAUACAUUUCAAAACUAACUUUACGUGAUAACCGCUGCUUAUCAAAAUAAGCGUAAGUGGGAAUAUUCCAUGAUUAUAUCAAAGUCGAAUUCCUAUUUUAGAUGUAUAUUUUUUAAUUAAAUCAUAGUAUCCUUGUAUUUUGUAUUGUUUAACAUUUAUACUAUUUUUUCUUUCCCGUAUAUGGGUUGCUUGUAUUGUAAAUAAAUUUACUUUUGUAUAUUUUGUCUAUUCCAUACAUACGUUGCAGACCCUUUAUUCUGUUUUAAGGGAUCGCUUACUGUGUAAAUUAUAAAAUUUUAUUUUGUUGUAAUUGUACAAAACAAGAUAAGAUAAAUUUUAGAAAGAAAUAAAUCGAAUGUUUAUGAAUACAAA